AUGCAGCAGGACGACGAUUUUCAAAAUUUUGUAGCUACCUUGGAAUCAUUCAAAGAUUUGAAAUCUGGUAUUUCAGGUUCUCGUAUUAAGAAACUAACCACUUACGCACUUGAUCACAUUGAUAUUGAAUCGAAAAUCAUAUCUUUGAUAAUAGACUACUCAAGACUUUGUCCCGAUUCUCAUAAAUUAGGUUCUUUAUAUAUCAUCGAUUCAAUAGGUAGAGCUUACUUGGAUGAAACAAGAUCAAAUUCAAACAGCAGCAGCAACAAACCCGGUACUUGUGCCCAUGCCAUAAACACGUUGGGCGAAGUAAUUCAAGAACUGCUAUCCGAUGCUAUUGCAAAAAGUAAUCAAGACCACAAGGAAAAAAUUCGUAUGCUUUUAGACAUUUGGGACAGGUCCGGCUUGUUUCAAAAGAGUUACUUGAACGCCAUCAGGUCAAAAUGCUUUGCUAUGGACAUAUCGAAUAACACCGCGAACACCGCUUCACAACAACUAUCACUGGAUCCCAAGCAGAGGUCGAAACAAAUCUUGUCAAAUCUAAAGAAAAGUCCUCCUUUAAACUUGAACAUAAGUCUUCCAACUGAUUUGACUUCCACAGAUCCAGCCAAACAGCAAGCAGCUCUUUUCCAAGUAAUAGCGGCUCUGCAGAAACAUUUUAAAACUUUGCCUUCACAUACAUCCGUGGGUACAGUCGCACCUCCCCAAGCCCAUACAAUUACCGAAUAUGGUAGCAGACGUGAACGUGAACGUGAAAGAGAAAGAUAUAACUCAAGAAGGAAUAGAUCAAGAUCUCCUCCGGCACCAUUUUCUCAGCCAUCGACAGGCAGGAAGGACCGCUAUCCAUCUGUGGCCCAGGACCAAUACAGCAUAGGCGCCCCCAAUACGACAUUUGGCACAAACAAUCACCACUUAUACCCCGAUGAGCUUAAUGUUUCCAAUAAUCCUCAUUAUAGACCAAAACCAGUAAGUUACGACUCUACAUUGCCACCAGAUCAUAUUAAAGUCUACAGCCGUACUCUUUUCAUCGGUGGGGUACCACUAAACAUGAAGGAAUGGGACCUUGCUAACGUUUUAAAACCUUUUGCUGAAGUACAAAGCGUCAUUCUGAAUAACUCCAGAAAACACGCUUUUGUGAAAGUUUAUUCAAGACAUGAGGCCGAAAAUGUUUUGCAAAACUUCAAUAAAGAUGGAGCCCUGCCAUUGAGAACUAGGUGGGGAGUUGGUUUUGGUCCAAGAGAUUGUUGUGACUAUCAACACGGUUACAGUAUUAUUCCUAUGCACAGGCUCACGGACGCUGAUAAAAAAUGGUCAGUAAGUGCGCAAUGGGGUGGCACUUCUGGUCAACCUCUCGUUACCGGUAUUGUUUUCGAAGAACCGGAUAUUAUCGUUGGUGAAGGUGUUUCUUCCAAGGCAAUAUCUCAAAAGAUGCCUACUGAUUCUGGCAGAAAUGGGCCACGUUCUGGUAAACCUAACAAAUCUGGUAGCAUAUCGUCGAUAUCUCCAGUACCCUACGGCAAUGCACCAUUGGCAUCUCCUCCACCACAGCAAUAUGUGCAACCUAUGAUGCAGCAACCGUAUGGUUAUGCCCCCAACCAACCAUUACCUUCUCAGGGACCUGCCGCAGCGGCUCCCCCUGUACCUCAGCAACAAUUUGACCCCACUGCUCAAUUGAAUUCUUUGAUGAAUAUGCUUAACCAACAGCAGCAGCAACAACAACAAAGCUAA
Saccharomyces cerevisiae S288C is the source of this 1728-nucleotide messenger RNA. RefSeq names its product Nrd1 complex RNA-binding subunit (gene NRD1). Bases 1 to 1728 code for a protein of 575 amino acids. Gene Ontology annotation, molecular function: nucleic acid binding; RNA binding. Gene Ontology annotation, cellular component: nucleus; protein-containing complex. Gene Ontology annotation, biological process: negative regulation of gene expression; termination of RNA polymerase II transcription; mRNA 3'-end processing. NCBI's taxonomy places the organism in Eukaryota, Fungi, Ascomycota, Saccharomycetes, Saccharomycetales, Saccharomycetaceae. The record is from RefSeq and is marked reviewed. The transcript has a single exon.